CAAUAUUUGAGGUUAUGGAUUAACUAGCGUCCUCUGCAUUCAAUGGCGGAAGAGUAGACUACUGUGAUUCAGCCAGUGAGAUCAUUGUGCAAUCUGUUGUGCAAUGGGGAGAAUCAUUCCUCUUCUGGUGUUUUCAGCUGCCUUCAUAUUGCUUAGUGGAUAUGAAGCCUCAGUGUUUUACAGCAGCCAAGAAGCAAAUCGUGUCCUAAAGAUCCAAAAGCGGGCAAAUUCUUUCUUGGAAGAAUUAAAGGCAGGUUCCUUGGAAAGAGAAUGUGUAGAAGAACAGUGUGAUUUUGAGGAAGCCAGUGAAAUAUUUGAAACCAUGGAAAAAACUCUAAAAUUCUGGGCAGUAUAUCAUGAUGGAGAUAUGUGUGAUCCCAACCCAUGUUCCAAUGGACUCUGUCAGGACGGUAUUGGGCGAUUUGACUGCAUUUGUAACAAAGGCUGGGAGGGACAACUCUGCCAAUAUGAGGUCAUCUACACUAACUGCUCCGUUGCCAAUGGCGGCUGUGAACAUUUCUGCCAUGAGGAUGAAAAGGACAAUAAGCAGCACCGUUACUGUAGCUGUGCUUUGGACUACCGCCUGAUGGAUAACCACACUUCUUGUGCACCUGCAGUGGAGUAUUCCUGUGGGAGAGUUAUAGAAUCCAAAGCAAAGAUUGCAAAAAUAAUCGGGGGUAGUCCUGGAAAAAAAGGAGACAGCCCUUGGCAAGUUAUGGUGAGCAAUAGUGCAGGUGAAUUUAAGUGUGGUGGUGUUCUCAUUCAUCCCACCUGGGUACUGACAGCUGCUCAUUGUGUGACGAGAGAACAGAGAGUCAAACUGACAUUUGGUAAAUAUCACCGACGGCGAAUAGAUGAAAGUGAAAGAACUAUCAUUGCUGACAAGCUAUUGCCUCAUGAAAAUUACUCUUCAGACACCUCUGAUAAUGACAUUGCAAUACUACAUCUAUCCCAACCGGUUGUUGUCAAUAAGUAUACUGUGCCAAUUUGCCUGCCUACCAAAAACCUGGCAAAUCAACAGUUGAUGGCAGAAGGGACCCAAGCAAUAGUGACGGGCUGGGGAAGCCAGAGUGAGGAUAAAAGGAAGAAUUACUCCUCUGUUCUCAAGUUUAUUGAAAUCCCUGUAGCAUCACGGAAUGAGUGUACCCAUGCUAUGUGGCAUUCUCUUACAGAUAACAUGUUCUGUGCAGGGAUACAGGGAGAUAUACGAGAUUCUUGCCAUGGAGACAGUGGUGGUCCUAUGGUUGUAAAAUUCAAGAACACCUGGUUCCUAGUUGGACUAGUGAGUUGGGGAGAAGGCUGUGGGAAUCCAAAUAAUUUUGGAAUCUACACUAAGAUCAGCUCAUAUCUUGACUGGAUCAGUGAGAAAAUGAAAUCAUAAAAUUACUAUGCUCGUGAUUAAUAAAAACAGAACAUGCAAGUGA
Python bivittatus (Burmese python) is the source of this 1424-nucleotide messenger RNA. It is a transcript of the gene PROC, whose product is annotated as protein C, inactivator of coagulation factors Va and VIIIa. Gene Ontology annotation, cellular component: extracellular region. Gene Ontology annotation, molecular function: calcium ion binding; serine-type endopeptidase activity. NCBI's taxonomy places the organism in Eukaryota, Metazoa, Chordata, Lepidosauria, Squamata, Pythonidae. The record is from RefSeq and is a predicted model, not a curated record. Gene Ontology annotation, biological process: proteolysis; negative regulation of blood coagulation; blood coagulation.